Messenger RNA from Panicum virgatum (switchgrass), 915 nucleotides. RefSeq lists its product as uncharacterized. The record is from RefSeq and is a predicted model, not a curated record. Gene Ontology annotation, biological process: regulation of DNA-templated transcription. The transcript is spliced from 3 exons. Gene Ontology annotation, molecular function: protein dimerization activity; DNA-binding transcription factor activity. NCBI's taxonomy places the organism in Eukaryota, Viridiplantae, Streptophyta, Magnoliopsida, Poales, Poaceae. Bases 56 to 514 code for a protein of 152 amino acids.
CCUACUAACUUCCAUCUCCUAACGAUCGCUAAAUCUUCCUCCCACGUGCGUAAAAAUGCGCACGCCGUGGCUCCUCCCUAUCAGCACUACCGGCGGCGGCGGCGGCGGCGGCGGCGGCUGGAGGUCGAGGAGGAGGUGCGGCGCCAGAUGUUCAUCGGGGUGGCGGCGUUCCCGACGGCGACGCUGGUGCCGGGCCACGCCCAACAGGCGGACUACGGGAAGGAGGCAGGCGGGCUUGGGGACAGUGACGCGGGCCUGUCGGAGCCGGAACCGGCGCAGGCGUGGCAGCACGGGGGGUCCGGCAGCAAACGGAGCUGCGCCGCGGAGGUGCAUAACCUUUACGAGAAGGUGCUGCAGCUUGCCGUUUAUCGAGGGGAGGAGGAGCAAGAUCAACAAGAAGAUGCAGGCGCUGCAGAGCCUGAUACCGAACUCCAACAAGACAAUGCUUGACGAGGCCAUUGAGUAUCUGAAGCAGCUGCAGCUCCAAGUGCAGGCGAGCAAAAUGUCUGCAUGAUGCGAACGCACAUGUCCAUCUCCGAUUCAAACUAGGAGGACUAACAUAGAAUGGAUAUAUCAUAUACCAGAGUAUCUGGGUACUUGGGUAGUGUGAUUCUGAUGCUAGUCGGCUGCAAGGGAGGGCUGGCCGGCUGGAGGAGGCGGCGGCGGACGGAAAACGGAGGGGCGACGGAGAGGAAUCGCUAUAGAAUUAUUAAGCUGGUGGGAUUUAUGACUUUUCUUUUGGGGAGUAAAAAUAGGAAACUCUCGGAGAUGAACUUUGUUUUUCUUUCCUAUACCAAUUUGAGGAGUUGGCAAACAAUAUGAUUUGGGAAGAAAAUAUUGGGAACUCCAAGAGUGCCCAAAAAAUAUAGUCCCAAAAAACUAGAUUUUGGACAUGCCAAAAAAAUAUUGGGAGAG